AUGCUUGAGAAUUUAAUUAAACUUAAUAAAUCUGUUUUAUUUUUUCAAUUUUUUUCUUAUAUAUUUAUUGCUCGUUAUGUCUUUCAUUCUAAAUUUCUUUUUCGAUUUUUCUUGUCCUUUUUGUUUUCAUUCUCACAUUCUGUUUCUCAUUUCUUUCUGUCUUCCUCCCUUAAUAAUUCUUCUUUCUUUCUUUUUUCUUUCUUUCUUUCUUUCUUUCUUUCUUUAUUUUUCGACAUGUUUCACCUGUCCUUUUCUUUAACAUUUAUUCUUUGUUUCUUUGUUUCUUUCUUUCUCUUCACUCUCCCUCUCUCCGUCUAUUUCUUUAUGUCUGUUUACAUUUUUCUUCAUUUCCUGCUUUUCUUCAAGUUUUCUUUUUCUAUAUACAUUCGUUUUCACCCUAUCUCUCUCUCUCUCUCUCUUUCUCUUUGUGUCUCUUUCUCUGAAUUGAUUUCUUUUUCCUUUCUUUUUCGUUUAAGGGCAAACGAACCGAAAGUGUUGCUUAUUUUUUCUUUCUUUGUGCCCUUGCGGUUACGACAAGAGCCUCUAUGCACAAAUAGCGAUUUCUUUCAGCGUGGAGCCCAGCCAUUUAAUUCAUCCUACCUCCGGAUCGUUCUGAGGGAUCGAAAUACUACUGUUCGGAUAAAAAUUCACAACGUGGCGGAUAGUGGUGGCACCUCCAGUUCACCGGGGGAGGACCAGGUGGUUUACUUUUUGGCCAGAAAUACUGGAGAGACAGGACAGAGCUUAUUCUAUCUAUCUAUCUAUCUAUCUAUCUAUCUAUCUAUCUGGUCCGAUGGAUAA
Molecule: messenger RNA, 801 nt
Organism: Acanthosepion pharaonis
Lineage: Eukaryota; Metazoa; Mollusca; Cephalopoda; Sepiida; Sepiidae
Source: the annotation of a GenBank genome assembly